AUUUUAGAGACUGGCGAGUUGCAGAGACAGCUGCCAGCUGAUUUCCGAAGAAAAAUUUAAAAGUUAAAUUAUUAAAAAUAUUUUUUCAUAAGUUUUUUUGGAAAAAUUGAACUAUGACGAAAGAAAUGCAACUGCUAAAAAUAUGCAGAGGAAGCUUUUCCCAGGUUCGUUUGCUUCAUAUGUCUCCAGCUGUUAAUGCUGAAGCCAAGAAAGACUCAUCGCCACGUCUUAAGACUUUUUCCAUCUAUCGUUGGAAUCCUGACCAACCUGACCAGAAGCCUUACAUGCAAGAAUAUAAUGUCGACCUUAAACAAUGCGGCCCUAUGGUUUUAGAUGCCUUGAUUAAAAUAAAAAAUGAAAUUGACCCUACCCUUACUUUUAGAAGGUCGUGCCGUGAAGGUAUUUGCGGAUCUUGCGCCAUGAAUAUCGGUGGUGUAAAUACACUGGCAUGUAUCAGUAAAAUUGAUGCAGGUUCUGGAAAAGCAACAAAGAUUUAUCCAUUACCCCAUAUGUAUGUUGUGAAAGAUUUAGUUCCGGAUAUGAACAACUUUUACCAACAGUAUAGAUCUAUUGAGCCAUGGCUACAGAGAAAAGAUACAGCUACCACUAAAUCUGGAGAAGUUCAACAGUAUUUACAAAGUAUUGAUGACAGAGCAAAGUUGGACGGCCUCUAUGAGUGCAUUCUUUGUGCUUGCUGCUCAACAUCCUGCCCAAGUUACUGGUGGAAUGGUGAUAAAUAUUUGGGACCAGCAGUUCUUAUGCAAGCUUAUCGCUGGAUCAUCGAUUCUAGAGAUGACGCAACUGCGAAAAGACUCGAUAAAAUGCGGGAUCCGUUCUCAGCUUUUCGUUGCCACACUAUAAUGAACUGCACCAGAACAUGUCCUAAGAGUUUGAAUCCUGGACGGGCUAUUGCCGAAAUCAAGAAACUUUUAGGAGGGGUGGCUUCGAAACCGGCCCCACAGAUGAAUCCUGUAGGUCUAAAACAGUAAUUUAUUGAAUGUCCAUAAUACUGUAAAUUAUACCUUUUUAAAAUUCCUUUGUUUGUGAAAAUUAUUAAAAUAUAUUUAUUUGUUCCUUG
Sitophilus oryzae (rice weevil) is the source of this 1078-nucleotide messenger RNA. It is a transcript of the gene SdhB, whose product is annotated as succinate dehydrogenase [ubiquinone] iron-sulfur subunit, mitochondrial-like. Lineage: Eukaryota; Metazoa; Arthropoda; Insecta; Coleoptera; Curculionidae. Gene Ontology annotation, cellular component: mitochondrial membrane. Gene Ontology annotation, biological process: tricarboxylic acid cycle; aerobic respiration; respiratory electron transport chain. The coding region runs from base 114 to 989 and encodes 291 amino acids. The transcript has 6 exons. Gene Ontology annotation, molecular function: electron transfer activity; 2 iron, 2 sulfur cluster binding. The record is from RefSeq and is a predicted model, not a curated record.